CGCGGUGCUGCAGGAAGCACUCCCCCUUCCUGAGGAAACCGCACCGCCCUCCCGGUGUUGCCAAGAGCGGCCCUCUGGGCUGGCGAGACGCGGGCCUGAUGCCGACCUUGGGACGCCGGCUGCCGGGCCGGGCCCGGCCUUCCUCUGCCUGCAGGCCGGGCGGGCUUCGAGCCCACGGCCCCACGCUACGCCCCGGGCAGCGCGGGCGCCAUGAGCGCUCCGUGACGGCUGGGGCCGGGCCGGGUCGGGUCGGGCCGAGCUCCCCGCCACCCCGCCACGCCGCACCGCACCACACCGCGGGUUGCCCAGUUCGGCUUGCCGCGGGUGUGCAGCGCAGCAGGAUGGCGCCGACGCUGCUGGAGCUAGCACACUGGAGCACCUGGGCCGUGUGCGCCGUGAUCAAGCUGCCGCAGCUGGCAGCCGUGCUGGCGGCCGGGUCGGCGCGGGGGGUUAGCACGGGCAGCUUGCUGCUGGAGCUGGCCGGCUUCCUUGUGUUUCUGAGAUACCAGAUCUAUUAUGGUUAUCCCCUGCAGACAUACCUGGAAUAUCCCAUCAUCAUUGCACAAGAUGUCAUUCUUCUUUUGUUUAUUCUGCAUUUCAAUGGAAACAAGAAACGAGCUUUGUUCUAUGCAGUCAUAUUCUGGGGGGGCUGGUACAUGAUAACACUUCGGAAGUGGAUAAUAGACCUGGCCUUGAAUUUGUGUACAUUCAUCAGUGCGGCCAGUAAGCUGGCUCAGCUGCAGUGUCUCUGGCAGACAAAAGAUUCUGGACAAGUCAGCGCCUUGACCUGGAGUAUGUCUGCAUAUACCUGCGCAACAAGGAUAUUUACAACCAUAGUGACUACAAAUGAUCUUGGGGUUCUCAUCCGUUUCAUAACCAUGCUCAUUCUCAAUAUUUGGGUCACAGCCACAAUCCUGCACUACAGGAAGACUAAAAAGACUGAUUAGAAGACACUCCUCAGCACAUACCACAGUUACCAUCAAAACCCUUGACACAAUUAAGGUUAAACAACAGAAGAAAGGUUGAGGAAGCUCCCUGUCUCUCUCUUAAGCCUGGUAUUCAUCCCUAAGCAUACCUAGUACGGUCAUGCUUGUUUUCUCUUAGAAAUAAUUCUGCUAAGAUAGAUACUUAAUUUAAGCAGCAUAUUUUUAUUCGUCAUAUAAGACAAGCUUCACUGGUAUCACAUUUUCUAUGGGAUUUUUUACUAAAUGAACAAGGUAUUUCAUAUUUAGAUGUUUAUAUAUUCUCGUAUCACUUCAGUACUUCUGGUUACAUAUAUGCGAUUUUCUUCAAUUUUGCAUCAACAUAGCAACUCAUCUUUCUUCAUCUGCUGUAUGAAAAACAACAGAUGUUUGUCUUCCUGCAAGCAACUCACUUAGUUUAACUAUCUGUAUUUUAGGAUGAAGAAAACUAAAGGCCAAAUCCAAAAUCAAGUUCUAAAUGUGUUUUGCUAAGUCACAAAUCCAGCUGGGACUGUUGUGCUCACAUGAAACACUUAAAUAGCGGUUUGUACAGCUGACACAGGAUACCUAGUCACUUUCCUCAAUACACCCAGUUUUGAUUAGGAUAAGAGUAAAACCUCUGCUCUGAAUUUUAAUUUUUCAACCUAAGCUCUCAUUCACUGAACAUACAGUUUUGGGAACAGGAGAGACUAGAAUGUGUAGUAAUUAAUGAAACUUUGAACAACAGUGUUAAAAACCGCAUUCAAACAGGAAUUCCUGAACCGAUACCCAGGCUCCCCAAAUGCAGUCCCUAUGGAGACUGGCCUAGCCGCACGUGCGCUUUUAGGUGCGCAGCAUUGAUUCCUCCCCAGUGGUUCACAGUUAAGAUACUGCUCUGUGCUCUGUCAGUUUUUAGCCUGUCUAAGUUUGCUGAAGAGCAUACAGGCUUCACUUAAAUUUUUACUUUGCAGAUGCUAAUCAAUAUGCAUACUGGCACAGGUUGCCCAGAGAGGUGAUGGAUGUGAAUGUCUUCAUCCCUGGAGACAUUCAAGGCCAGGCCAGAUGUGGUUCCGGGCAACCUGAUCUAGUUGAAGAUGUCCCUGCUCAUUGCAGAGGGGGUGGACUAGAUGACCUUUGAAGGUCCCUUCCAACCCAAACUAUUCUAUGAUUCUGUGAUAUUUAAAAAGGUAAAAUCUUGAGAACUAUUAACAGAUCUGGAAGUAAUGCCUUUCCAGUCAAAACUCCAAACAAUUUGAUUGUUUGGAGAACAAUCAAAAUUCAUUUUCCAAAAUGAAAAGAUAGGUAUUUCAUGAGUUCUUACAGUAUUAUUGAUUAUUGACAAGUUAAAAUCAUGGCACCCUUGAUCUUGACACCCUUGAUAACUAGUGACAGACUCUACUGACGUCACUUGAGGCAGGUUUUCCUUGCAAGACACUGAAUCACAGGACUCUUGUGGAAGAGGGGGAUUUUCUCUGCAACAGCAAAAGUAGCUGUUUGUGCCAGAGCACACUCCAGUCAGACCGAGACCUCACCAUCAGAGAGCACAGCUGCUCUUUCCCAUUUGAGUGGAAAGUGCUGGGAAGAGAUGCAUCUGUGGACAUGAUUUCACGUAUCUCACAUUCUCGAGGGCAAGCUCGAAGAUGAACACUUUUCAUUGCUCCAGUAAAAUGUAUGCAUGUCUCUAUUAAAGCUGUGUCAGAUACCUGAAGUGGUCUAAAUGGUGGCAGGUGGCAUGUGAUGUAUUUUCCAGGUCUUGUUAAUAAAUGCUAUUUUUCAUGACUGAUCAAUGUCAUUCUUACAGUUAAGUUUCAUUGCAUUUAAUUUUUAUUUUGUUUCAGUAUAUGGAGAGAAAAUUAAAUACUCAUUAUGGGUCAUUAAUUGGCAGUUUUCACCUUAAUACUUGAAACAUCAGGCUGUGCAUUCACCUGCAAAAUACUAAAGAGCUCCAGCAUCUGAAAAGAACAAAACACUUCCCAUCUCAUUUUCUUAACUAAAGCCUCUUCUUGAUAAAGAUUUGUGUAAAGUCCAAACCUUCUCUGUUAGUGACUUCUUUUAUAGUCCUGAAUGAUGCUGUAGCAAAUUGAAGACCUCCAUUUUCAGUUUGAGGAUCAGCACUGCAAGUUGGUUUUUUUCAUCAUAAAAUGCUGAAAAUGUGAUUAAGAAAACUUCUCUACACAUUACUUAACAUAUUUUUAAUAAAGCAUUUUAGAAACCUGGGGGG
Messenger RNA from Pezoporus flaviventris, 3162 nucleotides. RefSeq names its product solute carrier family 66 member 3 (gene SLC66A3). NCBI's taxonomy places the organism in Eukaryota, Metazoa, Chordata, Aves, Psittaciformes, Psittacidae. The record is from RefSeq and is a predicted model, not a curated record.